Messenger RNA from Phanerochaete carnosa HHB-10118-sp, 153 nucleotides. RefSeq lists its product as uncharacterized. The annotation marks the transcript as partial. The transcript has a single exon. The record is from RefSeq and is a predicted model, not a curated record. Lineage: Eukaryota; Fungi; Basidiomycota; Agaricomycetes; Polyporales; Phanerochaetaceae.
GUCCCCUUCGGGGUGACAUACGAAAAAAUUGGAACGAUACAGAGAAGAUUAGCAUGGCCCCUGCACAAGGAUGACACGCUUUCCCGGAGUGGUAGACCUACGGGUCUCAAUAUUUAUUGCCAUUCGCACCUACGAAUUAGUAUGAAUCCUUUU